Paramuricea clavata is the source of this 656-nucleotide messenger RNA. Lineage: Eukaryota; Metazoa; Cnidaria; Anthozoa; Malacalcyonacea; Plexauridae. The record is from the annotation of a GenBank genome assembly.
GACAAGGUUCCUGGCGGUGAGGACAAAGUUACUGACGGUGAGGACAAGGUUCUUGGCGGUGAGGACAAGGUUCCUGGCAAUGAGGACGAGGUUCCUGGCGGUGAGGACAAGGUUCCUGGCGGUGAGGACAAGGUUCCUGGGGGUGGGGACAGGGUUCCUGGCGGUGAGGACAAGGUUCCUCGCGGUGAGGACCAGGUUCCUGGUGAUGAGGACAAGGUUCUGUCUGUGAGGACAAGGUUCGUGACGGUGAGGACCAGGUUCCUUGCGAUGAGAACAAGGUUCCUGGCGGUGAAGACAAGGUUCCUGGCGGUGAGGAGAAAGUUACUGACGGUGAGGACCAGGUUCCUGGCGAUGAGGACAAGGUUCCUGGCUGUGAGGACAAGGUUCCUGGUGGUGAGGACCAGGUUCCUGGCGAUGAGAACAAGGUUCCUGGCAGUGAGGACAAGGUUCCUGGCGGUGAGGACAAAGUUACUGACGGUGAGGACAAGGUUCUUGGCGGUGAGGACAAGGUUCCUGGCAAUGAGGACGAGGUUCCUGGCGGUGAGGACAAGGUUCCUGACGGUGAGGACCAGGUUCCUGGCGAUGAGAACAAGGUUCCUGGCAGUGAGGACAAGGUUCCUGGCGGUGAGGACAAAGUUACUGACGGUGAGGACUAG